Striga asiatica is the source of this 354-nucleotide messenger RNA. The record is from the annotation of a GenBank genome assembly. NCBI's taxonomy places the organism in Eukaryota, Viridiplantae, Streptophyta, Magnoliopsida, Lamiales, Orobanchaceae.
AUGGCUUCAGAAGCUCGUACGGCACCACGCCAGCUCCUGUCCGAUUCUUCAGGCUUCCAUAACAAUUGUCGCCUGAAUUUGCGAAGGAAAGCACCUCAAGAGAAACUCCUCAGGCCUCUCGAGAAACUGCUUCUGUUCUUCCUCUAUUGGGUCCUCAGUGGGCAUUUGGAUCCGAGCUAUGGUGGGCCUGUUGGGAAAGUAGCCUCCUUGACGGCUGCAUGGUGGGCUGAGGCCACCCAUAUGAUGUUUGUGAUGAUCUUGAUCAGGUCCUGUGGAGUUUUUAACUCGGGCCACCAGGGUUCGUCUUUUUUGUCCGCGUGGCCCACUGUUCGGAUCUCUGUCCACCAUGACUGA